CAGCAUCCACUCACGGUGAUACGUAAGAAGCAAGUGAUUGUGCUCACUGAUUAUAUUCCUCGGAACGUCACAGAUGCUAUGAACGCAAUUAGAAAUGAGAACGAGCAAAAGUUUGGUCUGUUUCAUCAGCUGGACACCACCGAGUUCGAGCUCGCCGCUGAUUUUCCCGUUUACUCGGUGGCAGACGACAUGAAUAUCACUAGAAUACGAGCAGAUUUCCAGAAGCCAGUGAACUUCGAGUUUCCCAGCUCCGUCUACCAGGCCAAGCCUUUGGCUCGUAGUGAACUGUUCAUGACGGAAUUCGAUUUCGGAACUCUCCUUCGUCUUCUGGAGAACGCGGUCAGCGGCGACAUGUGUCACGUUCCAAGCAAUAAGAUGUACAACGAUUUUCUCGCGAUUCGAUUCGCUCACAAUGGCUCUGUUCACAGUUUGUUUGCGUUUAGACUAUCUUCAAAAGAGCUAGAGGUGCUUAUGAGUUAUGGAGAGUACAUAGGAGUUAUGUACGAUUUUCAGAACUACGUUCACUUUAUCUCCUCUCAAGACCUGAGAAAGGUCUACGAUACGAUCACAUUGCCUCUACUGCAACAUGGCUUUCUAAACACCAGUGUGGAUUGGCAAGUCGUCCAGGACAACUCGUUCUACCUGAACAAAUUCUCUACAUCAUGCAAAUCGGCGAUACCAUUUGCACCUCUUGUGGCCGCACGACCUUACCACAAGCCGAAAGAGCUGUACAUCGCCAUGGACGACAUGCUCUGGAUCACCUUGUGUGCUGCCAUCAGCGUCGGAGUGUUCGGAAUUCUCAUCUACCAGCAUGUGAAGAGGCAACACAGAAAACGAAUGGAAAUUCUUACGGAAAUUAUGUUGCAACCAAAACUUUACAAGACUGCCAGAGAGUGCCCUAAGGUCGCCCGCUUGCCCUGGGAGAUUAAGUCCGAUCGUGUGCACAUUGACAUGGAGUUUCUACUUGGUGAAGGCACCCUCUCGAAUGUGUAUCUUGGCAAGCUGAAAGGAAAGUCACCCAUACUACAGUGGAUUGGUCGCGUGGAAAUGAAGCAAUAUCAGGAUUGUCCAGUAGCAGUUCGGGUCCCUCGGCGCUUUGACGAACCUGAAGAAGAUCAGCUGUUGAGAGAAAUCUCGUCGAUGAGGCGAUUACGCCACCAUGAUCACAUUGCUCUUUUCCUCGGAUGGACAAACAAAAACGAUCUGGUGUGUAGUCUGUUGGAACUCACACAUAUGAAUUUGUUAAAAUAUCUAGGGCAAAUUAGCGAGACUGGUGAAGCUAAAUCGACUGCCUCUAUACCGUAUCAAAUGCUCUACAAAAUAAUCUAUGAGAUUUGCGACGGAAUUAGUUACAUCCACUCUCGCAAUCUGAUUCAUCGUGACCUCGCCGCCAGGAAUGUCCUCCUGACCACCGGCUUGCGAGCAAAGAUUUCUGGUUUUGGAUUUUGCUCGGACGCAGACGAUCCGAAAUUUUCGGGUACUUCUCUUGCGGUGCGGUACCUACCGGUACGAUGGCUGGCUCCUGAAUCCUUCCAUGGAAAAUUCUCCCGAAGCAGCGAUACGUGGUCAUUUGGCGUUCUUCUUUACGAGAUCUUCACACUCGGCGACGUUCCGUACGACGAUCUGCAGAAAACGGAAGAGAUCAUGGAAUGCGUGCUACACUUCAGAAUCCCAGCACAUCCCAGAUACGCUUCCCGACAAAUGUGCGUCUCUUUUCAACUACACUUUUGUUUUUCCAAUUCAGUUUGGCAUACUACUCGAGCACGUGGGAAGUAA
Messenger RNA from Angiostrongylus costaricensis, 1776 nucleotides. Lineage: Eukaryota; Metazoa; Nematoda; Chromadorea; Rhabditida; Metastrongylidae. The record is from the annotation of a GenBank genome assembly.